Ooceraea biroi (clonal raider ant) is the source of this 1377-nucleotide messenger RNA. RefSeq lists its product as uncharacterized. Gene Ontology annotation, biological process: sensory perception of smell; detection of chemical stimulus involved in sensory perception of smell. Gene Ontology annotation, cellular component: plasma membrane. NCBI's taxonomy places the organism in Eukaryota, Metazoa, Arthropoda, Insecta, Hymenoptera, Formicidae. The record is from RefSeq and is a predicted model, not a curated record. Gene Ontology annotation, molecular function: odorant binding; olfactory receptor activity.
CAAUGCUAUCAAUUCUGGUAUUUUAACUUUGGCUAAAAAUGGAUUUUAUAGGGGAACAGUAUUAUAAUCUAAACAGAAUUCUUUUAGUAUGUGUCGGCCUGUGGCCUUAUGGCACUUCAUCCUUAAAGAAGAUACAAAUUAUAUUUUUUGAAGCAAUAUUCAUAUCGUUCUUAUUAUGUCAGCUCAACGUAUUUGUCGUGAAAAACUGCAGUAUUGCAAAAGUUAUGAAAAUACUCAUGUUCGUUAUUAUUAAUUGCAUUUUUAUUAUAAAAUACAACGCAGGAUUGUUACUUACUGAUAACGUAUGUGUUCGCAUAUUUUCUAAUAUCAAGUAUAUCUUUAAUAGAGUCCGCUACGAUUGGACAAUAUUGAAAAAUCAGGCGGAAUUGGACAUAAUACAAAAGUAUGCAUGUAAUGCAAGAUUCCAUACCAUCACUUUUAUGCUCAUAGGUACUGUUAUUGGCAUGGGCAUAAUCAUACUGUCUUCUUUAUCAUUUAUACUUGAUGCAAUUAUACCACUGAAUGAAUCACAGCCGUUAUGGUUACCGGUUAUAGUAGAAUACUUCGUCGAUCAAGAAAGAUAUUUCUUUGCUAUUUUAAUACAUACUUUCAUGUUCGCUUAUGCUGGCUGUAUAACAAUAGCAGCUAUUGCAACAAUGCUUAUAGCAUAUGUAUUACAUAAUUGCGCCAUAUUUGAAAUUGCCAGCUAUCGAAUAGAGCACAUAUUUGACGAAAACAUAUUACAAAUGUCAAAAGAUAUUCGACAACAUAUACUAUAUGAGAGAUUAAUUCACGCAGUAUAUCUCCAUCGCAGAGCUGUGGAUUUGGCCAAUAUCUUGACGAACAGUUUUGCGACAUUAUAUUUCAUAUUAUUAACAUUUGGAGUAGCUUCUACGAGUUUCAGCGUUUUUCAUUUCUUUUAUGUGUUGACACCUGUAAACGACGUAUUUGAAGUAAUUGCGACUAACAUCUUUAUACUUUUACAUUUGUAUUAUAUAUAUAUAGGCAAUUAUGUUGGACAAAGUGUUAUAGACACCAGCACAAAUAUUUUUCGAACAACAUACAAUACGGGAUGGUACGCAGCACCGCUGUGGUUACAAAAAGUGAUGUUAUUUAUUAUGCAGAGAAGUAGCAUUAAGAGUACUUUAACAGCUGGAGGUUUAUUUGAUGCAUCGUUAGAAGGUUUUGCUAAGCUUAUGAGUUUGUCGAUAUCAUAUGUUAUGUUUAUGCGUUCUACGCGAAGUCAACAAGAAAAUACGCAAGAAGAAUUAUAAUUAUGAUUUACUCGAAGUUGUUUUAUAAAUAUAAAACAUAUUCAACAUAUAGUAUAUGUACUCUGUUACAUACAUAUUAAUAAAAUACAUUUGAACAAAUGAA